AUCUGAGAGCUUCUUGUGUGUAUGUCGCUCUUUUGAAUUGCUAUACUGAUGCAAAAUCAUUGAGAAAAGCAGAAGGUACAAUGCAAAAGAUGAGGUAUCUGGGGAAUGCUAAUGUAGAGGCAUACAAUAUUAUGAUGAACCUUUAUGUUAAAAUGGGAGACCUUCAGAAACUACACUCAUUGGUGCUAGAGAUGGAAGAUAAAAGAAUUGCUGGUAAUGCAUUCUCCUAUACUAUCCGCUUAAAUGCAUAUGCAUCUGUUCCAGAUAUUAAGGAGAUGGAGAAGCUUUUGAUGAAGAUGGAAGUAGAUCCUCUGCUGAUUGAAUGGAAUGCUUAUGCAGUCGCUGCCAAGGGUUACAUUAAAGCUGGUGAUGUAGAAAAGGCUUCAAAGAUUUAUGAAUGGAUUGACAACUCCGAGCGUCCUUAUCUAUAACCUGGAGAUGUUGCAGUCCGACUGUAUUUGGUAUCAAAAGCUCAUGGAUUGGAAGCAGCAGAGAAGUAUUUCUUUAGCAUCCCAGAAAAUCUGAGAGCUUCUUG
This is a messenger RNA of Nicotiana attenuata, 535 nucleotides long. Its product is annotated as pentatricopeptide repeat-containing protein At2g20710, mitochondrial-like. Gene Ontology annotation, cellular component: mitochondrion. The transcript has 2 exons. The record is from RefSeq and is a predicted model, not a curated record. NCBI's taxonomy places the organism in Eukaryota, Viridiplantae, Streptophyta, Magnoliopsida, Solanales, Solanaceae. Gene Ontology annotation, molecular function: protein binding. Bases 81 to 431 code for a protein of 116 amino acids.